AUGGGCGUAGGCAUUGUCUCUGACAUCUUUAUGGGAUCGAUCGAGAAGAUCACGUCGAAGAAGAAGCGAAUCUUCAGCUCCAACCUGCAGACUUUUAUCACUGUCAAAGUGUGGAAUUCCACCGUCUCAAACUUGACGCUGAUGGCCUUGGGUUCGAGCGCUCCGGAAAUCCUUCUGAGCGUCAUAGAGCUGCUCAAGAACAACAUGUAUUCUGGCGAUUUGGGCCCAUCCACAAUUGUUGGCAGUGCAGCCUUCAAUUUGCUGGUCAUCACCGCCGUUUGUGUUUCGGCAAUCCCUGGUGGUGAAUUCCGUAGGAUCAAGGACAUCCAGGUCUUUGCUGUCACGGCGUCCUUCUCCGUUUUUGCAUACCUUUGGCUGAUCGUCAUGUGCAUGUUGUGGACGCCUGACGUCAUCACGAUUCCAGAAGCACUCAUAACGUUCUUCUUGUUUCCGGUCCUAGUGGGUCUUGCCUUCAUGGCUGACAAGGGGUAUUUCUCCUCUGGGAGCAACAACAAGGAGGCGCAGAAGGUCCUUCUGGACGCGGCGACGGAGCAGGAGAUCGCCACAAUGAGGAUGCGAAUACUCAAGAAGCAUGGUACAGGGAUUCCAGACGACAAGGUUGUGGCCCUCAUUAGAGAAGAGUUUGGUGCAGCAGAAGAACCUUCAAGAGCAGCUCGACGCAUGGCGGCCACAGAGAAGCUCUUCGGUGGUGGAAGGCGAAAAUCUGACACCAAGGUGGUCCCAGUGCAACUGUCGCCGGAGCAGCAGGAGGCCAGCAAGCCCAACGUUGUGUUCGCCUUCGAGCACCUGGAAUACUCCUGCCUGGAAAGCUGUGACAAGCUGGAGCUGCUCGUCACCCGGGAGUCCGACAGCAUCGAGCCGUUGGGCAAGGGGAGUGUCAUGUACAGAACGAAAGAAGUCACGGCAAAGGAUGGGAAAGACUUCAUCCAGGCUGAGGGCAAGCUGGAGUUUGAAGAGGAUGAGACGGAGAAGAUGAUAUACAUUCAGAUCCUCGAUGAUGACGAGCAUGAGCCCGACACGUACUUUGAUGUUGAGCUCUACCAGCCCUUCACCGUCGACGAAACAAAGGUCGAGACGAAGCUGGGGAAGAACAAGACCGCUCAUGUCAGGAUCGUCGAUGAUGAUGCGGUCGGAGUUCUGGCCUUCAGCAGCCAAGAAGAGAAGGUUAGCGAGGAUUUUAGCGGCGAGAAGGUCAUAUCGAUUAUGGUCCAUCGACAUGCCGGUGCCAAAGGGGCCGUGUCCUGUUCCUACCGGACAGAAGAUGGCACUGGCAUCGCCGGCAUAGACUACGAAGAAGCCACAGGAACACUGGAGUUUGCAGAUCAGGAGACGGAGAAUGAGAUUCACAUCACCAUUAAGCCGAGAGGCCGCUUUGACACGACCUCCAUCUUCAGGCUGUACAUAGAAGAAGCGACAGGUGGAGUCGGUUUUGCGGCCCAUACUGAUGGUGGAGAGGAAUGCUGCAUCUGCACGAUAGUUGUUGGCAGCGAUGAAGUGACGAAGCGCCGAGCAGACAAGCUCAAGCAGGCCUUCAAAGUGAACUGGGAGGUGCAGAUGAUGGCCAGGGACAACUGGAAGGACCAAUUCACUGAUGCGGUUCUCCUCGAUGCUGGGGAAGCAGCAGGCUGUGAGCUGGCCACUGCCUGGAUCUUCCACCUCAUCACGAUGCCCUGGAAGGUCAUUUUUGCUUUGAUCCCUCCGGUCGACUACUGCGGUGGCUGGCUUUGUUUCUGUUCCUCACUAGCCAUGAUUGGCGCAGUGACUGCAGUUAUAGGUGACUUAGCCGAGCUUUGCGGCUGUGUGGUACAAAUGCCAGACGAAAUCACGGCAAUCUCCCUGGUUGCCCUUGGCACUUCGCUGCCAGACACCUUUGCAUCCAAGACAGCCGCGGAGCAGGAUCCCACAGCAGAUGCUUCCAUCGGAAAUGUCACUGGAAGCAACUCCGUCAAUGUCUUCCUUGGUCUCGGCUUGCCUUGGACCAUCGGAGCCAUCUACUGGGCCGCUCUAGGCGAGUUGUCCGCGGAUCAUUAUUGGUUUGAGAAGUACCGUGGCCAGAGUGUCGUGGACAUUUAUCCGACAGGUGGGCAGUUCGUGGUUUUAGGUGGGAACUUGGGAUUUAGCGUGGCUGUCUUUUGCUGCUGCGCGUCUUGCUGCAUCAUGGUGAUUCUGAUACGACGAUGGUUUGUCGGUGGCGAGCUCGGCGGUCCGAAAGGCUUGAUGUAUGCAACCUCAGGAUUCCUUGUCUGCUUGUGGCUGACAUACGUGGGCCUGUCCUCAUGGAACGUCCUGACGCAGAAAAGCUAG
This is a messenger RNA of Symbiodinium sp. CCMP2456, 2325 nucleotides long. NCBI's taxonomy places the organism in Eukaryota, Dinophyceae, Suessiales, Symbiodiniaceae. The record is from the annotation of a GenBank genome assembly.